AUGGAUUCCCUGCGGCUUCCUGUCCCAAACCCGAAGGUCGAUGAGUUGUUGCUGGGUACCGUCGCAGACCAGCUUUCAUCAAGGCUGCUCGGCUUGGCUCAAGAGCUCUACGACCUUAUCUUGGAUGAGCUUGAGGACAUGAGCUACAUGGCCUUACUAAGCUGCGCCGUCACCUGCAAGGCCGCCCUCGCCCGCUCUCGCAGGCACAUCGAAAAACAUCAGCGACGUUAUAUCCCCCGAGGCCUCUCUGGGCAUCGACUUAUUUGUGUCGGCGAAUACGCCAACCUCCUUUCGCAGCUUCCGUCCGGAAUGCUGACCGAUGAAGAGGCGGAGGAGGUCCGGGACUUCGGAGAACACAACGAGGAGUCGGACGGCAGCCCUAGCCUCUGGGCGUAUGCUUCCGAACAUUUUGGCCGUCGCUCCAACUAUGACCUACGCAACCCCAACACGUCGUUUCAAGAGCGCGUUCAAGAGUGUGCUUGGGCGAUGCCGCAACGCUGGCGUCUCGGCGACUGGAUCCUGGUGAUGGGCGUUGUCUGCUAUCCUAAGCGUUGGCCAUGGGCGCUGUGCAACCUCGUGAAGCGCGAGUACGUGCGCGAGCAGGCUGCAAUGCAGUUGUGCGAGACGCUCCCCUCGAAACCGUGGAGGCCGUGGGACAGCAAGCAACCCGGGUUUUGGCACUUCCUGCUCGCGAACAUCUGCUGCUCGUACAGCUCUUCGUACGCCAUGACAUACCAGGGCAAGGACCUGGCGAAUGGGCGCUGGGCAGGAGAUCGUUUCGCGAUCACUCCGUUGGACCACCUGCCGCUUACUGCGCCCGGCGAAGGCGAAUGGAAGGACGUGACGGACGAGGUGGCAGCACUGGUCAAGCGGAUAUGGGCGGCUGAAUGUGGGGACAAGUUGGGUUCGGAGACGGAAUAG
Messenger RNA from Trametes versicolor FP-101664 SS1, 921 nucleotides. RefSeq lists its product as uncharacterized. The transcript has 2 exons. Bases 1 to 921 code for a protein of 306 amino acids. The record is from RefSeq and is a predicted model, not a curated record. NCBI's taxonomy places the organism in Eukaryota, Fungi, Basidiomycota, Agaricomycetes, Polyporales, Polyporaceae.